Molecule: messenger RNA, 969 nt
Organism: Budorcas taxicolor (takin)
Lineage: Eukaryota; Metazoa; Chordata; Mammalia; Artiodactyla; Bovidae
Product: olfactory receptor 10AG1-like
Biological process (GO): G protein-coupled receptor signaling pathway
Cellular component (GO): membrane
Molecular function (GO): olfactory receptor activity; G protein-coupled receptor activity
Source: RefSeq, a predicted model, not a curated record
AUUGAAUCAUUUCCACAGAUGAAAUAUGAAGAGAUGGAAGCAGAAGACAACGUAUCCACAGUUAUACAAUUUGUACUCCUGGGGUUUCCUGACCUUCCAAACCUCCAGGCGUUACUAUUUGGAGUAUUCUCCAUCAUUUACAUCAUUAUCUUAACUGGAAAUAGUCUCACAAUAAUACUAAGUAGGCUUGACCCAGCUCUGCAGAAACCCAUGUAUUUCUUCCUGGCAAACUUUUUCUCCGUGGAAAUCUGUUAUGUGUCCGUCACUCUCCCUAGGAUUCUGGUGAACCUUUGGACUCAGGACAGAAGAAUAUUUGUCCCGGACUGUGCCACCCAAAUGUGCUUCUUCCUUAUCCUCGGAGCCACUGAGUGCUUCCUCCUGGUGGUGAUGGCCUAUGACCACUGUGUGGCUGUCUGUGGCCCUCUGCACUAUCCCCUGGUCAUGACCCCAAAGGUGUGCCUCCAGCUGGUUGUGGGCUCCUGGGUCAGUGGAAUCCCAGUGCAGAUAGGGCAAAUGUGCCAGAUCUUCUCUCUGCAUUUCUGUCAUUUUAACGAGAUUUACCACUUCUUCUGUGACAUUCCCCCCCCGCCCCCCAUUCUGAAGCUGGCCUGUGGAGACACUUCUGCACACGAGCUGUCAGUCUAUGCAGUAGCUCUGUUGUUUGCUGGUCCCUUUUUGCUGAUCCUUGCCUCUUAUAGCCAAAUCAUUCCCACUAUUCUGAGGUUGCCAAUAGCCAGAGGACAGGCUAAAGCCUUCUCCACGUGUUCUUCUCACCUGCUGGUUGUGGUGUUAUUCUUCAGAUCCGCUGCCAUUACCUACUCAAGACCAAAAUCCAGUCAUUCUGCAGGAACUGACAGACUCCUCUCUCUGUUCUACACCAUAGUGACUCCGAUAUUCAAUCCCAUGAUAUACAGCCUUCAGAACAAGGAUGUGAUUACAGCGCUGAGAAAAUUAUUACUGAAAAAAUAA